CCCCUCGGCUCGGCUGGGCUCUCUGGCGGUGCGCGCCGUCCAGGAUGAGCCCGCGCUACUUCCUGCGCUCGCUGCUGCUCCUCAUCCUGGCCGCCUUCUCGGCCAACGCCAGCAACUGGCUGUAUUUAGCAAAGCUUUCUUCGGUGGGGAGCAUCUCGGAGGAGGAGACGUGCGAAAAGCUGAAAGGACUGAUCCAGCGCCAAGUGCAGAUGUGCAAGAGGAACUUAGAGGUCAUGGAUUCGGUGCGGCGGGGAGCCCAGCUGGCCAUAGAGGAGUGCCAGUUUCAGUUUCGCAACCGCCGCUGGAAUUGCUCGACGUUAGACAGCCUGCCUGUGUUUGGCAAGGUGGUCACGCAAGGGACACGAGAGGCAGCCUUUGUGUAUGCCAUCUCUUCCGCUGGUGUCGCCUUUGCCGUGACAAGGGCGUGCAGCAGUGGUGAGCUCGAGAAAUGCGGGUGCGAUCGCACAGUGCAUGGGGUCAGUCCUCAGGGCUUCCAGUGGUCCGGCUGUUCUGACAACAUCGCCUACGGAGUGGCCUUCUCGCAGUCUUUUGUUGACAUUCGGGAAAGAAGUAAAGGUGCUUCCUCGAGCAGGGCGCUCAUGAAUCUUCAUAACAAUGAAGCUGGAAGGAAGGCUAUCCUCAACAACAUGCGAGUGGAAUGCAAGUGCCACGGGGUAUCGGGGUCAUGUGAGGUGAAGACCUGCUGGAAAGCCAUGCCCCCCUUCCGCAAAGUGGGCAACGUGCUGAAGGAGAAAUUCGACGGGGCCACCGAAGUCGAGCAGCGGAAAAUCGGCUCCACCAAAGUGCUGGUGCCCAAAAAUUCUCAGUUCAAGCCCCACACGGAUGAGGACCUGGUCUAUCUGGACUCCAGCCCGGACUUCUGUGACCAUGACUUAAAGAACGGUGUCCUGGGCACCAGCGGGAGGCACUGCAACAAGACCUCCAAAGCCAUCGACGGCUGCGAGCUGAUGUGCUGCGGCCGGGGCUUCCACACGGACGAGGUGGAGGUGGUGGAGAGGUGUAGCUGCAAAUUCCACUGGUGCUGCUUUGUGAAGUGUAAACAGUGCCAUCGCCUGGUGGAAAUGCACACCUGUCGAUGACGUGGGGAGACAAGAGCCACCUUCGGGCCCGGAGCUGGAGGAGGCAGGACGCCCAGAGACCAAGUGCAGAGAGAGGCCUUUGGCUGACACACGCAGGUGGGGGGGGCACUGAGAAAUUGGGAGGGGGGCACUUUUUUCUAUCACCCAAAGGAAUAUAUUUAAAAGUUCCAAUAGC
Molecule: messenger RNA, 1275 nt
Organism: Heteronotia binoei (common prickly gecko)
Lineage: Eukaryota; Metazoa; Chordata; Lepidosauria; Squamata; Gekkonidae
Gene: WNT4
Product: Wnt family member 4
Exons: 5
Coding region: 45-1100 (351 amino acids)
Biological process (GO): canonical Wnt signaling pathway; neuron differentiation; cell fate commitment
Cellular component (GO): extracellular region
Molecular function (GO): cytokine activity; frizzled binding
Source: RefSeq, a predicted model, not a curated record